This is a messenger RNA of Pectinophora gossypiella (pink bollworm), 581 nucleotides long. Its product is annotated as degenerin del-1-like. Gene Ontology annotation, molecular function: ligand-gated sodium channel activity. The transcript is spliced from 5 exons. Gene Ontology annotation, cellular component: membrane. Lineage: Eukaryota; Metazoa; Arthropoda; Insecta; Lepidoptera; Gelechiidae. Gene Ontology annotation, biological process: sodium ion transmembrane transport. The record is from RefSeq and is a predicted model, not a curated record. The annotation marks the transcript as partial.
GACCAGAUAAAAGACGGAAGGUUUUACGAGGAGUGUAUGACGAUCCUCAUCUUGAAGAGAGUGGUUAAUUACUGUAGAUGUAUUCCCUUCCGAUACUCUGCAAAGCAAUUACAAGUGGAAGAUUAUGUCAAGUGUACUUGGGAGAGGCUGAGCUGUAUCUACCAGACUAUAGACAAAGUGAAGAGCAAUAUCCAGGAUAUAGUGUCUCAGAAUCAAUGUCUACAGAAAUGUGACUACAUCCAAUAUGAACAGGAGGUGCAAUAUAUGAGGCAGAACAGACAAUUCAGAAACUUAAGCGAAAGCUACAGCAAAAUCGAUGUCCACUUUUCAUCUGCGACAUGUCUCAAAUAUAAGAGGGAAGUACUCUACUCCUGGGACCAAAUGAUGGCAAACCUUGGAGGGAUCUUCGGUCUUUGUCUGGGAGGUUCCAUCAUCAGCCUGCUCGAGCUUGUCUGGUUCAUCCUGGACUUCAUAUUCACCAUGUGGAAGACUUUAAGGAACAGAAAACCUAGUCCAAUAAAGAAACACGUAUUUGUUGUCUCGCCUAAGUUAGAGAAUAAGUAUCCAAAGUACGAGAAAAG